Molecule: messenger RNA, 3351 nt
Organism: Eurytemora carolleeae
Lineage: Eukaryota; Metazoa; Arthropoda; Copepoda; Calanoida; Temoridae
Product: ankyrin-2
Exons: 17
Coding region: 294-1721 (475 amino acids)
Biological process (GO): positive regulation of transcription by RNA polymerase II
Cellular component (GO): nucleus
Molecular function (GO): transcription cis-regulatory region binding; protein binding
Source: RefSeq, a predicted model, not a curated record
UUACACACAAUUCAGCGGCAUUGUUUUACUCUGCUGCGCAUAUACGUAUAGAGAAACGUGCGACAUUCGCAAAUUUUUUGAGUUUUCAAGGAUUUUUGAGACCCCCAAUCAUUCUGGAGUCCCAAGGCGAAUCCCCGAAAGGGGUUUAUAUUCAAGUUCCUGUUUUCGGGGAAACGUACACGGGUCACAUUAGAUCUUUUCCGCUAGAUGAAACCCAGGCCUCUCUGGUUGAGCUCGGGAAGCAGUUGCUUGCUGCUGCCCGGGAUGGAGAUACUGAAGGGGUUAGGGGGCUCAUGGCUAAAGGUGCCCCCUUCACAGCAGAUUGGUUGGGUACAUCCCCCCUUCAUCUUACAGCACAGUUUGGAAACUUCUCAACCUGCGAGGUUCUUUUACGAGCUGGAUGCAGUCGGGACGCAAGGACUAAGGUGGAUAAGACACCAUUGCACAUUGCUGCUCAGGAAGGACAUGCAGACAUUUGUGAACUUCUUCUCAUGAGCGGAGCGGAGGUGGAUGCCAGAGACUUGUUACUUAUGACGCCUCUGCACUGGGCUGUGGAGAGGGGAAACGUUAGUUCUAUCGAGGUCCUGUUGAAACAUGGCGCUAAUACUGAAGCAGAAUCCAAGUUUGAUAAAACACCCAUAGAUAUAUCAGAUGAUAACGGAAGACCAGACCUAAAAGAUAUGCUAAUGAAUGCUGCCUCGUAUCGACCAAUGGGAAUUGGGAAUGGAGAAUUAAAUCUGGAUGAUGGGACAUUACAAUCUUUAUGUCGGGAUGUUGGUAUAACAGUAGGAGAGCAGGAAGAAGUACAAACAUUUGCAACCAAGAUGAACAUGUCCCGGCUCGGGUUAGAUCUUGACCCUGUACAACUUGCUCUUUCCUCAGCUGGAGAACAUAUACAAACCUCAGAUAAUAUACAAAACGUUGAAGAAGAUCUGAUGAAUAGUUUACCAGACCUUGAUCCUUCCAGUAGUGAGGAGAACCAAGAUGAUGCUAUUAGAUUGCUCGAGGCCCACGGUAUCCGUAUGCUACCAGAGGAAGAAAUAAAUCUAUCUCAAUCUUUAACCUUAACCGAGGCUGGAAAGCUUGUCCUCUCUUCCUUGUCCUCUCCAAGGACAGGACUAGAAACCUUCUCCUCUACCCGUCCUGUCAGUUUGUCGUCCCCGCGAACUGUAACCUUGUCCUCCCCGCGUCCUAACCUUGAGAUAAAGGACAAUAAGAUAACGUUGUCUAGUAUAUCAGCAGGACGGGGUUCAAGCAGUAGUCCUUUAAAUACACUCAGAUCCAUAAACCUUCCUAACACAAAAAUUACAACCAUUACGAGUACAAGACCCGCUUUUACGACGAGAAAUACAAUUUCAAAGGUGGUAACAUUAACCAGCAAUCCAGUCAAAUUUUUAGCUAAACCAACUCCUGUAGUCAGUAGUCCUAUAUCUAAUAAUAAACAACCCAGGGUGAUAAAGUUGACCCCUCAGCAGUUUGCGGAUUUAAAAUCCGGGAAAUCUGGUAAAAUUGUACUGGCGGGAACUAAUUCAUUUAAGAGAGAAAAUAUUACACUGGCUUCACAACAUAGAAAAAUUCCCCGACUUGAUGAAAUUAAUGAAUUAAGAAGAAAACUAGAAGUUGAGUUAACCGAAGCUGAAAACUUGAGACAGGAGGCCAGGAAGAGAGACGAGGCUGCGGAUCGGAUACGGAAACAGAUUAACAUCCUCUCAAAUAUGUAGAUCAUCCAGAAGUUGGAUUUUUACCUGCAAAGGGAGAAGAUGUGAAAAGGGAAACUCUCAAAUGUGAUAAAUAACAUGAAGAAGAUGGGGUUCUAAAAAGAGAAAGCCAAAAAUUAAGAGUUCAGUGAGAACCAGAUAACGGGAAAAGGAAGACGACAUUAAAGCUACUUAGUAUUUAAUGUUGGUAAAUGGAUAAACUUUUAAAUAGUAAAUUAUUAAAGGGACUGUAGGUCUAAUUUUAAGUAACCCUUAAUGCAAAGAUAUCAGUGUCCGAUUUAUAACGGUACCCUUGAAAUCUUUAUCUGAUGAAAACGUAAAACAUAACGUCGUUUUUUCUGACUUGGAAAAGUAUUUUUUUCUGAUAAUUUAUCCAUUAAUUCUGACAAGCAAGAAAUGCGCAAGUCACUUUUUCAGAGAAACCACAACUGAAAAUUAACAGUUUAAACAAUGGUAUCUUAUUCAUGCUUGAUCUGACGAAGCUUUUAAGGGUACUGUUAUAAAUAGAGCAUUGCCAUCUUUGCAUGUAGGACAGGUACUAACGCUUACAGUCCCUUUAAAUGACAUAAAAUUAAAAUUGGGUAUAUGUGUCAUGUUCAUUGGGAAGUCACAACUAUAGUCUUAAAGUCGCCUUCCUGUUAUAUUUUUCUGUUGAAAAUGAAGAUGUUUCUUAUGGAACAAAGUGAAAUUCAGUAUUUAGCCUUGUUAAACGAUUGAUAUCGCUUUUCUCCAUAUCUACCAGUCAAAAAUUCAUUCAGUUGUCAAAAUAUAUUAUAAUUCUUAAUCGGUCGGCUCUACAGUAAGUCCUUAAAAAAAUAACUUCACUUCUUCAACAAGCAUAAUUAACAAUCAUUAUUAAAAUGAUGAAUAUAAGAUUCCGGUGUUUUGAAAUUUAGUUUAUUGUGUUUGGUCCAAAGUAAGCUCAGCAUGAAUCUUUUAUUUUGUUUUAGUUUAAUUAAUUUUGAUUUAAAUUGUAAUUUAAGAUUGGGUAAUUUCUGUUUUCCUACCAACAAUGCGGGUUAUUUAAUGUAAGAUUUUAGAAAGUCGGAUAAAUUUAUCAUUAACAAAAAUAGGAAGCGCAACCAUUCUUCCUCCCUCACCCCCCUUUUUAUUUGGAAAAUGGAAAACUGUAUUAUUAGAUACCAAAUUCUUACAAAACAUUCUAGUUUAACCCAGUCUUCGGAGCUAACGAUAGAAUUUACAAAAUGUAAUUUUUGAGAGCUCUUUAAAACUGUUCCCGCAUAUUUAUGGCUAUAUUUAUACAUGUUAAUAAUUACUGAGAUCUAGGUAUAAUAGUACAAAACCCAUUGAAAAAUUCUAAGACGACAUUUUAUAAUUUCUUUUCGUCUCCGAAGUUCUGGGUUUUGAAUGUUUGCUGUAUCAGUGUAUCAUUUAACUAAGUAAUAAUUUCCCCAGCCCAAAGUACUCCAGUUGCGCUUCUGUUUUGUACAUUUACUAACUAAGAUUCAAUCCACCAUUCUUUCUACGAGCGCCUAAUUUAUCGCGAUCUUAAAAUUGUUGAUUUACUCCUUACCUUGUUUGCCCUUGUACCUGUUCAUGUACUUUAAUCAGAAUAGAUAUUGUUAUAUAUUUAUAUAUCAUGCUUAUGUAAAUUUAUUUUAGAAUAUUUUCA